ACCUCCAAUCAGCCAGAAGUUCCCGAACCACCUCUGAACCGUUCGCUCGGCCAAGUUGCGAGUGCCGGCAUUUAUGGCCGCGUGCAGCCAGAAGUGUCCGAACCACCUUUGAACCGUUCCCUCGGCCAAGUUGCCAGUGCCGGCAUUUAUGGCGGCAUGCUGGAAUCUUGCGACUAGGAGUACCAUACUGGUGACAACAUGCACAGCGUUCCCGUGGAACCCGAUAACGUGCCCGACGGGUGCCACAGAUGCCUUAGCCUACACAGCAGGACACUGCAACAGAUUCUAACUCAAGUAUAUUGAAAGAACUGGAUAUCGCAUCGUUGAGAGAAGACUUGUGACAAUGAAGCUUAGAGUCAAGUGUGCCUCACGAUGCCGUCAUAAAUCUGUUAAAGGUUCUUCGCUCGUAUUCUUGCAUGUGUGAGCUACCAAGUAGCGCCAGGGUGCUUUUGUCCACACCAAGAGUGCCAAAUGUCACACUACUGCUGGAUUCUGGACAUUAUUGUCAUUUUGGUUUGCGUGAAGGGCUUUAAUCUGCUCUCAGACAUGUUUACCAUGUGCCCAAUGCCUGUGGUCUGUUUUAUGGUCAGGCUCAUCGCACAUACCAGUACCCUCAACUCUUACUGCGGCUGCAGGGCCACACACGGAACCACGCAUGUUUGGCUCAUCGCACAUACCAGUAUCCUCAACUCUUGCUGUGGCUGCAUGGCCACACAUGGAACCGAGCAUGCUUGAUUCAUCUUACAGUCCUGGACCCGCAUAUCUGACCGGGGCUACAAGGUCACAAACAGACCCACAAGUGCUCGCUUUCAUGGAAAGGAUACAACAUGUGUUAAAUAGCAUGAAGCACACCCAGCAAGCCCAUUUGCAAUAUUUCAGCGAGCUGCUAAGUAAUGCCGACAGUGCAGCUCCGCACCCUCUUGGCCUCCCAGACCUGCCUUUCUCGAAUGUGGCGGAUGUUCUUGCGUAUAAAGAGAAGCUCGAGACAGACAGCAAAGCUCAUGAUCAAAUGAAAAGCACAUGGCUGUACAAGGGGGAGAUUCGACGAAACAGAAAGACAUGUGUACUGCAGUCCCUCCUCAGCUGGAAUGCUGCAGUGGGCUUCAGUUGGUUUGGCACAAAGUGA
Messenger RNA from Rhipicephalus sanguineus (brown dog tick), 1126 nucleotides. RefSeq lists its product as uncharacterized. Lineage: Eukaryota; Metazoa; Arthropoda; Arachnida; Ixodida; Ixodidae. The record is from RefSeq and is a predicted model, not a curated record. Bases 656 to 1126 code for a protein of 156 amino acids. The transcript is spliced from 5 exons.